GUCGGAACAGCUGAUUAGAGCACUCGUGUAUCAGAAAAUUCUUAAACAAUGCCCGAGUGUAAAGGGUUUCCGCUGGAGCUGGAGUACAAGAAGAACACUGGCAUAACGGCCGAAGACAUCGCUAAGUUGAGACAAUGGCUGAAGACACAGCCGCAUCUACCUGAGCCGCAUAUAACAGACCUGGACCUGAUCCUGGCAUUCCACAGCUGCAACAGGAGUACCGAGGUGACGAAGCAGGUGCUGGACCUGCACUACACACUCAACACUCUCUUCACCAACUUCUUUAGCAACCGGACAUUUGAUGCCAAAAUACAAGACAUGUUGGACAACAUUUUGUUCGCCCCUCUGCCUACUCGAACUCCCAGCGGCGACGCCAUACUCUACAUGAGGAUUUUGAACACCGACGUCAAAGUCUUUAACAUUGAAACUUGGAUCAAGGGUUUCUUCAUGGUUAUGGACUUGGUGCAGUACGAGGAAGGCACCUGGCCUGGCUUCCAGAUAAUCGUGGACUUUGAAGGCUUGGGCUUGGGUCAUAUCACCAAAGUCGACGUCACCAACAUGCGUAGCGUCCUUUAUUACUUACAAGAAGCUCUAUUCGCGAAGCUCUCUGGUCUCCACUACAUCAACGCGCCGAGCUGUAUCGACGUGCUGCUGGCGAUGAUCAGACCCUUCAUGAAGAAGGAGCUGAUGAAGAUCUUCCACGUCCACACGGCGCCGGUCUCGGAGCUCGGUAGUUUCUUCCCGGUUGAGGCGUUGCCCAAGGAGGCCGGAGGGAAAUAUAAGACUUUCGAGGAGUGCAAACAGGACAUAACAGCUAAGAUCAAGAACAGCAACGCAUUCUUCGAGCAAGAGAGCCUGAAGAGAGUUACGGAGAGUCUACGGCCGGGCAAACAGAAGACCAUAUCAGACAUCUUCGAAGGUGUUGAAGGAUCAUUCAAGAAAUUAGACAUAGAUUAAAUUUAGACUAGUGAUUAAAUA
Messenger RNA from Aricia agestis (brown argus), 978 nucleotides. Its product is annotated as alpha-tocopherol transfer protein-like. Bases 49 to 957 code for a protein of 302 amino acids. Gene Ontology annotation, cellular component: membrane. The record is from RefSeq and is a predicted model, not a curated record. Gene Ontology annotation, molecular function: phosphatidylinositol bisphosphate binding. The transcript is spliced from 8 exons. NCBI's taxonomy places the organism in Eukaryota, Metazoa, Arthropoda, Insecta, Lepidoptera, Lycaenidae.